UCCCCUUCGGCUGUCUCUCUCCCACAUCCUUCCAUUUCGGUGGCAGUCCUGUAAUUCUUUGCUUCUCUGAGCCCAAUCUUUCGUCUUCCUUUCCCAUGGCAGCUGUCCUCGAAUCGCUUCCCGUUCCUCGCGUUUCGGCUCACCGUGCAUCUCCUUCGUCGCCGGCGGCCUCCGCCGUCUCGGUCGCCGGCGGGAAGACGGCAGGUCUGUUGCCGGAGUUCAGGGGGUUGAAGAUCCAGACGCGUGCACCCCGGAUCACGUUAGCAUCGGGCAGGAGGGGCCAGAGGAUCGCUCGCCGUUCGAUCGUCUGCGAGACGCAGGAGACAGCCGUCGAUGUGCCUGCUGUAACUGAUGCCACAUGGCAGUCGCUCGUCCUCGGGGCUGACCUUCCUGUGCUUGUCGAGUUCUGGGCCCCAUGGUGUGGUCCCUGCCGCAUGAUCCAUCCCAUAAUAGAUGAAUUGUCGAGGGACUAUGCUGGGAAGCUGAAAUGCUUCAAGGUGAACACCGAUGAGAGCCCAUCAAUCGCAACACAAUACGGAAUCCGCAGCAUCCCGACUGUCAUCAUCUUCAAAAAUGGUGAGAAGAAAGACGCAAUCAUUGGCGCAGUCCCCAAAACUACGCUAACUGCAAGCAUCGACAAAUUCUUGUAGAGGUAAGCAAGCAUCUAUGCAAGAAAUAGUAGUGUUCAUUCUCUUCAAGGAUAUUAAAUGUUGUGAGUUUAGACUCUGCCACCAUGAUCUUUCCAUAUGCUUUGAUGUAUAUAUAGACACAAAGGCUGCAAUUUCGAUCUUUGUGGGUCUGGUGCUCUCCUGUAUCUUUGUUACUUUUGAAGUUUCCUUACUAUAAAGAUGUCCUUUGCACGUUAGAAAAAUCUA
Molecule: messenger RNA, 875 nt
Organism: Magnolia sinica
Lineage: Eukaryota; Viridiplantae; Streptophyta; Magnoliopsida; Magnoliales; Magnoliaceae
Exons: 2
Coding region: 96-650 (184 amino acids)
Cellular component (GO): cytoplasm
Molecular function (GO): oxidoreductase activity, acting on a sulfur group of donors, disulfide as acceptor; protein-disulfide reductase activity
Source: RefSeq, a predicted model, not a curated record